Molecule: messenger RNA, 1075 nt
Organism: Zerene cesonia (dogface butterfly)
Lineage: Eukaryota; Metazoa; Arthropoda; Insecta; Lepidoptera; Pieridae
Exons: 2
Coding region: 30-716 (228 amino acids)
Source: RefSeq, a predicted model, not a curated record
GUCAAAAAUUGUCAAAUUAAAUUGCUAAUAUGGCUGAUGCAGCGCUAGCACGUCGCGAAGCACGUAGGAGAAAAAUAUUAGAAAAUUCUCAAAAUAGACUUCAACGUAUAUCAGGAAAAGCCAACGAUGAUAGCUGUAGAGAAUCACCUGUUCAUACUUCAACGCCAGAUUAUCAGGAUAUAAAUCCCUCAGAGUGCAGCAGUAAAGCUUCAUUAUGUAACGGAGUAAUAAGUUCUUCUAUACAAACUGAAGAAUGCUUGGUCACAACUACAGAAGAAAUUCCAACAAUUCAAGAAGAGGUAAUCAAUGACUUGGCAUCUUUAUUGCCACCUAAAUUUCCAACUGCAAACACAGAUUCUCUAUCAAAAUCGUCAUUGAUAGAUAAUCUCGUUUCUUAUAAGUAUGACAUAGUGCUUCUGUCUUUGUUUAUUCAGAUUCUUUACUACUUUUCGUUGUUAACAAUUGAAAGUACUUAUUUCUUUCUGCCCCUUGUUACCUACGCUGGCACGAAGAUAUAUUGGUUUCCAAAACCAGCUAAUACAAAUUUUGAAAAUGUAUUAAUGCUUCUUAAAGGACUUUCAACACAAAGAGUUCAAAAAUUAUUGAGUAUAACACAAAUUGUUAGUGCAGUUGGCCUUGAUGCAUGCAUUUUUGUCUUCACUACAAUUUGUGUGCAAACUUUAUGUAUUUUUUUGAAGCAAUACUUUAUUACAUAGAACAUGGUUUUGUUUUUACAUACACAAAGAAAAUUGACUGUUUUGACUGAGCAGUUUAUUGGUCUAGUAAGCUAGGGUUUUGGGAAUGUAUGUUUUUAUGCUUGUGCCUUUAAUGUAAGUGAUAUAAUGUGACAUGUGUGCGUUUUAGUCACAUAUUGCCAUCUUAGUUUAAAUUUUUGUAAGUUUGUACAUAAUAUACAAAACAAAUAAAAUUAUUUGUAAUAUAUAAAAUAGUCAAAUUACUGCCUUGUCUUCAUCCUACAAAGACAAUCUCCACAAUGCAAAUUAAUAAAGGAAUCUAAUAUUUUUCUAUAUGUAGAUAUCCACAACGACAUUUGGUUGUGUGUGUACAAGUUUUC